This is a messenger RNA of Effrenium voratum, 1292 nucleotides long. The record is from the annotation of a GenBank genome assembly. NCBI's taxonomy places the organism in Eukaryota, Dinophyceae, Suessiales, Symbiodiniaceae.
AGCGGGCGGCUCGCCCUGAGCGCGAUGGCAGGGAGGAGAGGCCAUGGCAGGCGGAACGGAGGUGGAUGAGCUUAAGGCUCUGCCUUCGUCGUCCGCACAUCGAAGCAGCUUCAUCUUGCAAGGAGGACGCCCGUCCUCCGGGCACCGCAGGAUCUCAGAGAGCGGCGAGGUGACCUUGCGCUGCAACGCCACGAGAAGCGCUGGAGUGGAGGAGUUGGCCAGCCUGCUCACAGAUGCGGUGUCGGGCUACUACCACGAGAGAGGCAUCCACUGCUCUGCAGGAGAGGCCUGGGUGCGCUUCUUUGGCGACUGCGAUGUGGACGGCUCGGGGCGCAUCAGCUUCGAUGAGCUGGAGACCGCCAUCAGGAAGCGCUUGCGCUCCGGCAUCUCGCGGUACCAGCUGCUGGUGCUGUGGCGCCAGCUGGACUCUGAUAACUCCGGGGAGGUGAGCGUCGAGGAGGUGGUCCAGUUCCUCUACCGCGUGGAUUUGUCCUCCUGGCCCGAAGCGGAAGUGCAGUCCGUGAAGCGGGCGGUGCGGCGGCUCCACAAGGCCGGGGCGAUGUGGCACCAAGCAGCUGGCAACUGGUACAAGAUCUUUCUCCAGAUCGACUUCCAGAGUCGAGGCUUCAUCACCCUGGACGACCUGAAGCGCGCGGUGCGCGGCGGCUUCUAUGGCUUCCGGCUCUCGGCGCAGGAUUUGCCGGACGACCAGCUGCACCAGCUCUGGAAGGCCAUGGACGACCAGGGCGACAUGAGGGUGCCGCUGCGGAAGUUCUUGGCCUUUAUGCGCAGGAUGGACAGCCCCGCCUCGCAGCUGAAGAAGCGAACCCGCCAGGUCAGCGAGGGAGUGGACUGGGAUGUGCCGGAGCUGAGUAUGGAGCAGAUGCUCCUGGCUGCCAAGGAGCUUGCGCGUGGCAUGGCCAGGUUGCGGCGUGCGCCCACAAGUCUCAACACGCCGGAGGUGUGGACGCACUUGUUCCAGAUGAUCGACUCCGACGGCAGUGGCCGUAUGAGCUUCGCGGAGUUCGAGGACUGCGCCCGGAAGAUGGAGGUGAGUGAGCACGUGCAAGAGCUGGGCAUCAAGGCACUCUGGUGCCUGGUGGAUGCUGACCGCAGCGGGCAAGCCACGGAGCGGGACUUCGUGCUCGCCUUGUACCGGCUGCAGCUGGACAGCUGGCAGAGCCUGGAGCGGCCGGAGCUCCAGAAGGCCAUGGAGAAGCUGAACGCAGCCGCUGACAAGUGGCAUCGAGCAGGAGGGAAUUGGUUUAAGGUCCUCUCGAUCUGCGAUGAGG